Molecule: messenger RNA, 2274 nt
Organism: Zygotorulaspora mrakii
Lineage: Eukaryota; Fungi; Ascomycota; Saccharomycetes; Saccharomycetales; Saccharomycetaceae
Gene: CEX1
Product: COPI-interacting protein CEX1
Exons: 1
Coding region: 1-2274 (757 amino acids)
Biological process (GO): tRNA export from nucleus
Cellular component (GO): cytoplasm
Source: RefSeq, a predicted model, not a curated record
AUGCUUUCGGCAUGGCUACAUCAAGUCAGCUUGGGUGCGAUUCCUGGAAUGAGUUUCAUCAACAUAUUCAAAUCGAUCUCGAAUUUUCAGUUUCCCUAUUCUUUGGAAGAUAAACCAGUUUACGAGAGCACAUUAUGGCAAGUUUUAAACGGUACCAGAAAAUCAGACUCGUCACCUGUUACAGUCUUCAAGGCGAAUAGAUCACAACAAAAUGAAGAUCUCAUUUUGAAUGCUAUUCACAAGGCGAAAGUGCUAAGGAUUCCAGGGUUAUGCCCUGUCUUAGAGACAUUUGAUUCUGAUCCGCAGUCGACAUUCAUUAUUACUGAACGCGUAAAACCGUUUCCCUGGGAUGAUAUACGUGAGCUACAAAGCAACGGUGAAAGUAUACAGCUCGGAAUAUCGCAAUUAUUGACAACAUUGAAGUUCUUGAACGAAUUUGUUGUCGGUACAAUAUCUCGAGAAUCCAUAUUCAUUGAUUCAAAGGGUCAGUGGUUGUUGUUUGGGAUGGAACUAUGCCAAAAGAAAAGCGAGAUUAGUUCCAGAAAAUUUGCUUCAGAUGUGCAGUUGUAUAAUAAAUUGAUGGGACUACAAACUACCACGGAUGAUUUUCAAAGAAUUGAUUCGCUCCAGCUAAGCAAUCUUAUUAUAGAAUUGAUCGGUAGUGCAUCAAAGGUGCCAACAGAUUGGCAAGUUCCGUUGCAAAACCUGUCAAGGACAAGAAUUACCUUUGAUGCUUUCAUGAGUAGAUUGGAAUCAACGAAUACCUGGUUAUCGAAUCCGUUAAUCAGUAUCUCGCAGCAAUUGAAAGAACUGCAUAUCAAGGACCCACAGGAUAAACUCGCUGUUAUGUUACAGAUUCAAUCAAUUUUUUUUGACGCGAGAAAUGUAUUUCAUAAUAUGACACCGGGAUUCAUUGAAGGCUUAUUACUACCAGAACUAUCCAAUAUAAUCCAAUGGCUUAUUAGUACUCAGAAUAGCAGUGCAUCAUCUAUCGCUAGAUUGAUCCCAUUCUUAGCUAUAUUUUUGGACCUGACUAUAGACAAAGAUUUUUUCCCAGAAGCAUCGAAAACUUUGAUAUACGAGUGUUUUGCAUUACCAGAUAGGCAAGUACGGUUUCUUUUACUUAUCUACUUGCCUAAAGUUGCUAAAAAGUUAUCUUCAACUGAACUGUCAGGGAAGAUUUUUCCCAGAUUCGCCCAGGGACUGGCAGAUUCUGACCCGACUUUGCGUUUGCAGACGUUAAAAAACAUUCCUAUUAUUGUCCCUCAUAUAACAGAAAGACAAUUAAACAAUGAGCUCUUAAGACAUUUGGCAAAGACUCAAGUGGAUCAAGAUGUUGACAUACGGACUUGGACUGUCAUAAUUAUCACGCAAAUUGCUACCUUACUCUCGACCUCCUCAGGUAACAGAGCGAGUAUUUUGGCUACUGCGUUUACUAAGUCGUUGAAAGAUCCCAUUAUCAAACCACGUCUGGCUGCUUUGUAUGGUCUCAAAAAGACCAUUGAUCUAUUUGAUGUUACCACUAUAGCAAACAAGAUACUCACGGUGAUAGCUCCAGAAUUACUUGACAAAGAUCCGCUUGUAAGAAGUAAGGCAAAAAAUCUUUUUGAAAAAUACCUUAACAAAUUAGAAAGCGAGGCAAAAUGUAUACAAGAAAGUUCAAAAAGUGUUACUCAAUCAGAGGACAUCAAUUUUGAUGAAUAUGGAAAGAAUGAAGAGAAAAAUGAUGCUGAACUUGUGAAACAAUUCAUGUCAACAGUCGUGAUAUCAUCAUUUCCUGAUCAGUCACCUUCUCCAAAUGUGACCACCGUGGAACCGGCGCCACUAGACGCCUGGGACACAUUUGAUGACGAUAAAAACAAUGAAGGAAAUUCCGAUAGUACCGGUGUACCUUUCUCCACAAGGUCUACUCCAAACAGCCACGGCCACACGUCAUAUCCUUCAAAGGUAACUGUCGAAGAGUCUUGGAAUGAUGAUUUUGAUAAUGAUGGUUUUGGCAAUGAUGAUAGCACUGAUGCCGCCUGGGCAGACGGUGGAAUUUGGGAAGCAGAACAAGAAUCUAAACCGGUGCCAUCCAUCGGGAAACCAGUAAAACCGGUAAAAAAAGUAAGCAUACUAGCAAAUACAAAAACUAGAACGAGCAUACUCACGCCAAGGUCUAAAAGUUCACAGGCAAGCGCGAAAUCUAGAGCGUCAAUCAAGGAUAGACUAAAAGUAAACAAGUCAAUGGAAGAAGAACCUGUCGGUGACGAUGGCUGGGACAAUACAUGGUAA